Molecule: messenger RNA, 2623 nt
Organism: Centruroides sculpturatus (bark scorpion)
Lineage: Eukaryota; Metazoa; Arthropoda; Arachnida; Scorpiones; Buthidae
Product: ER degradation-enhancing alpha-mannosidase-like protein 1
Exons: 12
Coding region: 106-1890 (594 amino acids)
Biological process (GO): mannose trimming involved in glycoprotein ERAD pathway; endoplasmic reticulum mannose trimming; carbohydrate metabolic process
Cellular component (GO): endoplasmic reticulum; membrane
Molecular function (GO): mannosyl-oligosaccharide 1,2-alpha-mannosidase activity; calcium ion binding
Source: RefSeq, a predicted model, not a curated record
CAGACAGGAUGCUGGUAAUCGCGAAUGUGUAGGUGACACGUCCGAUAAUUCUUUCUGACAGUCUGUUAUUUGCCGAAGAUCGUAAGUCUAUGGGUACUCACAGGGAUGGUGAAAAGUAAUGCUGCAGUUUAUAUUACAACAUUACGUGUUGUUAUUGUCUGGUAUAUCGUUUCGACAGUUGUUUCGUUGGAAACAAAAAACUGCCAUUUCGAUAAAAAUAAUCACCCUCACGACAUUUUUCUUCAUAAACCUGGCCUUUACGAUAAAAAAUAUGGUGUUUUUACCGAACAGAUGAGGUUAGACAUGUUGGACGAAAUAAAAAAUAUGUUUCGGUUUGCCUACGAUGGUUAUAUGAAAUUUGCCUUUCCUAAAGAUGAACUUAAUCCAAUUGAUUGUAUUGGAAGAGGACCAGAUUAUGAAAAUCCGUCCAAUAUCAAUAUAAAUGAUGUACUAGGAGAUUAUAGUUUGACCUUGGUAGAUACUUUAGAUACACUUGCUAUAAUGGGAAACCAUAGUGAAUUCAAACAAGCUGUGAGGCUAAUCAUUGAUCAUGUUUCCUUCGAUAAAGAUAAUACUGUACAAGUAUUUGAAGCAACUAUCAGGAUUUUAGGUGCUCUCCUUUCUGCUCAUUUAUUAAUAGUUGAUAAUGAACAGCCUUUCGGAGAUUUAGUUCCUGAAAAUUAUAAUGGUGAAUUGUUAGAGCUGUCUCGAGAUUUGGCAAAUAGGCUUUUACCAGCAUUUCAAAAUACACAAACAGGACUUCCUUAUCCACGAGUUAAUCUUCGUCGUGGAGUUCCAGAAGAUAGUGUUACACAAACAUGUACAGCUGGUGCAGGAUCACUUCUUUUAGAGUUUGGAAUGCUCAGUAGAUUAUUAAAUGAUUCUAUUUAUGAAGUUUAUGCACGCAAUGCUAUUAAAGCUUUGUGGCAAUUCCGUGCCAAAAACACUGGUUUAUUAGGAAAUGUGAUAGAUGUGCAGACAGGAGAAUGGAUUGGACGAAUGAGUGGUGUUGGUGCUGGUUUAGAUUCUUUUUAUGAAUAUUUACUUAAGGUAUAUAUUUUAUUUGGAGAAAAAGAAGAUUUUCAUAUGUUUAAUGAAAGUUAUGACAUUAUCAAGAGAUACUUGAGGAAAGGCCGUCCACACUGCAAUAAAGGUCAUGGUGAGCAUCCACUUUAUGUGAAUGUAAAUAUGCAUGAUGGGUCGACUCUCACACUUUGGAUUGAUUCAUUACAAGCUGCCUUUGCUGGUGUUCAGGUUCUUAAUGGGGAUAUUGAAGAAGCAAUUUGUGCACAUGCACUAUAUUAUGCAAUCUGGAGACGUUUUGGUGCAUUACCUGAACGUUUCAACUGGCAGAAAAUUAGCCCAGAUUUAUCAUUCUAUCCUCUCCGUCCUGAACUUGUAGAGUCAACUUAUUUAUUAUACCAAGCAACAAAAAAUCCAUUCUAUUUUCAUGUAGGAAGAGAUAUUAUAUACAGUUUAAAUAAUUAUACCAAAGCAAAAUGUGGUUAUGCAACUAUACAUAAUGUCCAAGAUAAAAGUCUAGAAGAUCGAAUGGAAAGCUUCUUCUUAAGCGAAACAUGCAAAUAUUUAUAUUUAUUAUUUGAUGUGGAUAAUCCAGUCAACAAGAUGGCAAUAAACUAUCUUUUUUCAACGGAAGGUCAUAUUUUUCCAAUUCACUGGAAGUAUCGUACAGAUAAAUUUGAAAUGUUGGGUAGACCAAACAAAAAACCAGUUAUAGAAGAUAAAGUAAAUUUGAUAUCCAAAAAUUCAAAAUCAGUUAACAGUACUCAAUUAAAUUGUGACAAGAUUCCUGAAGAAAGACAGUUUUUCCUUCCCCUGAAGCCUCAGUAUCUACUACAAGUGAGUCGAGCAAUAGGACUUGAUAAUUAAACAAUUCAGUCAUAUAAAUGACAGAAAUGCAUUUUGGCUUUUAAAUUCUCUCUGGUAACAUUCCACAUUGAGCGGCCAUAUCAUUCGUUAAGCGGAUGUGAGAAUGAUUAUUUUAUAUCUUGUAAUUUAAGAAUUUAAAAAUGCCAUAUGUUAUCAGAAUGAAAUACCACUUGUGCCAGUUUGAAAGAAAAAAAAUUGUUAAACUGCCAUUAGCAUCUUUACUCUAGAUACAUCGAAGAUAUCUUUAUUAAGUUUACUAUUUUGUUGUAAUUUAUAUUUUAUGAAAGAAUUCUUUUGACAAAGUUAUCAACGUAUGUCCUUUAAAAUUACACGUUCCGUAAGUAAAUGUACAUAUAAAACGUAACAAAUUUUAAAGGACAACAUACAAAACAGUGUCUUCCAUAUUAUUCGAAUACAUUUUUCCCUUUUACGUUUCGACUCUAUGUCUGGAGAGUUGAUUUUCUUUAUUUAUUGUUUUAAUACUUUACAGUCUCGAUACAAGUUAUGUCAUUUACCUUUCAACAUUGUAAAUUUGUAAAGCAUUCCAUAAAAUGUGUUUUUAAGGGGGUGACUAGUCAUUAAGAAAUACUAUAUUAAAAUUAAAUUAUUUCAAGUAAAACAAAGUUUACUGUUAGCUUAUAAAGGCAUGUUUAUAUAUACUUUAUAUGUGUAAAAUUAUAUUUUUUUGGGAAUUAAGAAAGAAUACCUACAAAAUAAUUCAAAUAUCUUUUAG